Messenger RNA from Aspergillus wentii DTO 134E9, 2100 nucleotides. RefSeq names its product cation:proton antiporter. The transcript is spliced from 3 exons. The record is from RefSeq and is a predicted model, not a curated record. Gene Ontology annotation, cellular component: membrane. NCBI's taxonomy places the organism in Eukaryota, Fungi, Ascomycota, Eurotiomycetes, Eurotiales, Aspergillaceae. Gene Ontology annotation, biological process: proton transmembrane transport. Gene Ontology annotation, molecular function: antiporter activity. The coding region runs from base 123 to 1880 and encodes 585 amino acids.
UCAUCGUCCAUGCGAUACCCCUGAGCAGACGACAUUCAUGUUCAUCUCAAUCUAAUCGAUGGAUCUAAUUGACUGCCCUGAACUAAUUGAUCAUCCAGUUGUCGCUUGAAGACGACAUCAAAAUGGCAGCAUCCCAAGACUCCCUGGCCUACCAUGAGCCAGACAUCACGACGAUCCUGAUUCAAUCAUGCUUUCUUCUUGCCCUGAAUCUGAUCAAUUAUGUCCUGGACAAGUUGAUCUACUGUGGCUUGAUCGGCCAGUUGUUGAUCGGGAUGGCUUGGGGCGUGCCCGGAGCGAACUGGCUACAGCUUGAGGUGCAGGAAUCGAUUCAGCAAUUGGGGUAUUUGGGGUUGCUUCUUCUUGUCUAUGAGGGUGGACUGUCAACGUCAUUCUCCCAAUUAAAAUCGAACAUGGGACUGUCUGCCAUCGUGGCGUCGACGGGGAUUGCCGUUCCCAUGGGCUUGUCCUUCAGCAUGCUUCGCCUUGUCGAUGCAACUCCUUUCCAAGCAUUUGCGGCUGGGGCGGCCCUGUGUUCAACCAGCAUCGGGACCACCUUCACCAUCCUCUCCACUACAGGGCUAGCCAAAACACGCCUUGGCGUUGUACUGGGGAGUGCAGCCAUGAUGGACGAUGUUGCAGGACUGGUGAUGGUUCAGAUCAUCUCGAAUAUCGGAAGUGGCGAGUCAGGGCCAGGAUCCUCAUUCGAUGCAACCAUCGUCAUCAGACCCAUACUGGUUGCCUUCGGGUUUGCCUUCGGGCUGGGGCUUUUCUGCCGAUUUAUUGUUACAAUGGCCAUGCGCAAGAUCCAAGCCAGCACCACGCGUCCUCCCCCUAGCAUCAAGUCCACGCAGUUUGCUUUUGUCGCUCACAUCUGUAUUUUGAUUGGACUUGUCAGUGGAGCUCAAUAUGCCGGCACUUCGGGUCUCUUUGCCGCCUAUCUUGCUGGGGCGUCAAUCUCUUGGUUUGAUGAGACUCUUGCCACUCUCUGCAGCAGUCCCAGAACAGAAACUCUUACCAAUGAUGAGACUGCAAAUGAGAUGCAGCGUUCAUCUGCUACUGAUGCAGGCAGAUCUCAAUCGAGACAAAACGAUGCAGAACCCCAGCGGAGCACGCCCCAUCAACCUGCCCCAACAGGUGAGCAGGUGUUCGAAAGAUAUUGCAAGGAGCCUCUGAAGCGGGUCUUGAGUCCACUUUUCUUUGCUUCCAUCGGAUUUUCAAUCCCAAUCACCAAAAUGUUUCGUGGAGAGGUCAUCUGGCGGGGAAUGGUCUACACCCUCAUCAUGAUUCUCGGCAAGAUGAUCACGGGAAUCUUCCUGAUUCGUCUUUCACUUGCCCCUCCGUCGAUCUUUACAAAAUUCAGGCCUAGACCUCGCGUCACGUUCCCGUUCUGCACAUUUCGAGAAAGGGCGAGCAAACCCAGAUCUACUGGCAAUGCGACUAAAAGACAGAGACAAAGGACGAAUGACUCGACGGAAGGGCAGGAUCCACAGGCCCAGCAGUCCCAAUCACCAGCGGCAGAAGCGGGUGCUCAAGCCGUCCAGACAUCAAACAAUUCCGCUGUGUCACAAGUUCGCAGAACUCAAUCUUCCUCGAAACCCCGCUCACUGUACCCGGCAUCUAUUUUAGGCUUGGCCAUGGUUGCGCGGGGUGAGAUUGGAUUUCUCAUCGCAUCCCUAGCUGAGACGGAUGGUAUCUUUGCUCGGAAAGAUUCCAAAAGUCAGGGAAGCUCAGAAAUGUAUCUUGUGAUCGUCUGGGCAAUUACUCUCUGCACCAUUAUUGGUCCUAUAUGCGUCGGUACACUUGUGAAGAGAGUAAAAACCUUACAGAGUCUGCGAGAACACUCGGGUGGUGAAGACCCGCUAGGAAUAUGGGGUGUCUGAGUUCCGCGAUUGCAAGAAAAUCAGGUUUUCGUUCUGAUCUUUGUAUGAUAGAAAGACUGGACCAUAGCUCGGACCUCAUUCUAACUACCAAGAGAGCUGAGGUCUGAUGAGAAUGUCCUUUCCUCGGUGGCUGUGCUAUGAAGAUCCUGAGUGGUGCCUAUGAGAAUCCAGUAGGCAGCAAUGCCCGGUUCAUAUUGUGAGUUCGACACAUGCAGCAGCA